GAAACUAAUACCUACUUGGGUUACCUGCCAGCCACUAAAGCAGGGACUUGCAGGUUAGUACCUACAGGCUACUAGUACAUGUAAGGUAAUAAUGCCCAGGUACUGUCGCGUCUUCAGUCUUCGUAACUUCAUACAGGUUGUGACAAGAUAUCCAUCUACACUGUAACAACUCUCAGAGCAGAGGACGUUAAACAUGAGGUUCAAAUCGAACCUUCGGAACGUUCACACAUUCUCAAAACUGGUUGCUGCUCUGUCGUCCCUAGAGAAAAUCGCUUGGGUACGUCUCGACGAUGAGACAGUCCGCUUCACCGUGAUCCCCGAUACCGGGUCGCAAGUCUGGGCCUCGUUGCCAAUCGACUUCAUCCUUAAGAACUGGACCAUCCAAUCCGCCGAGCCAAACAACACCAUUAAUCUCGAGCUCCCGCUGGUGCCGCUGCAACGAGCCCUCAAAUCAGCUACCAAUGCAGUAUCCGCAUCCUUGCGCCUGACCAAGAAAGACGGCAUACCCAUUCUCUCCAUGACCAUCACGACAUCUACCACGCCUGCGAACCACCCUCAAGGCGUCGCCCGCUUCAACCUGAACCCCGCGAACCGUGUCCCGGGAGACGAUCCGUUCGGUGACGACGAUGACGGAAUCUUCGCUGCCGAGCCGUUAGAGACGCACCUGCAGCGCGAGCGCGAAAAGGUCAUCACGCAAGACAUUCCCGUGCGGGUCCUCCACCCCGAGACGGUCGAGACCAUCAUGCAGCCCAAGGUGCGAGAGCCCGACGUCCACAUCCAGCUACCGCCUCUUCUCCAGCUCAAAGCCAUCUCGGACCGAUUCACCAAACUCGCCGUCGCGUCACGCGCAGCGUCGUCGACCGCCUCCGCCGCGAGCGUCAAUCCAAAGCUCGACUUGAGCGCCAAUAUGCACGGUGGUCUCCGGCUACGUCUGGACGCAGAUAGCCUCAACGUCGAGUCGCAGUGGGGCGGGCUUGAAAAUCCACAACUCGAUCCCAGCCAGCUGACAUGCGCCAUCGAGGACCAUCCCAGCACGCGGUUCCAUAACGAGGGCCCGAACAAAUGGGCCACCGUGCGCGUUGACGGGAAGGAUUGGAGCAAGGUCCUUAGCGUGGGACGUCUGGACGGGCGCGUCAUUGCUUGUUUCGCGGACGAGCAUGCUCUGAUUCUGUAUGUGUAUGUGCCGGACCAUGAUGAUCCGGCGAUCGAUGACGCCGUUAUAACUUAUUAUGUGUCUUCAUAUAGUCUUUAACACAUCCAUUUAUCGGACGAUCAGUGCUACAGACAAACGACAUCUAGAGCUGGCUUUUCUAUUAUAGAGGAUGUUGCUUAUGAUACCGGGGGUUUAAUGAUAUUAUGAGUAAUGAGAUACGAAGAUAUGAUCGUAUCUAGCUACGCAAGCCGGGGGGGUUUGCUAGAUAGAUAUCAUAUGGGCUGUAGAUUAUUAGACGCGAGUCAUUAUUGGCAUGGGGCAUAUAUCGCCUUGAUGGGCGUGUACUCUUAACAUAAAAGAAAUAACGAAAUGUGUUUAUGCAAUAUUAAAAUGAAAUGAGGCUUGAUUUUGCACUCAUUGGGUUUGCUUUGAACGUUUACUAGUCGGCUAUGGAGCUGGUGGCGAGCAGUCGCUGGGAGCAUCUAUAGUUCUAAUGCCAUGAACGUGUCUCGUUCUCAAGAUGAGCGCACGAAAGUUCUGAAUUCAUUUCGGCGAGCCAACAUACUCAGUCAAUAAUCAAGUACGAUAAUGUUUUGAUCUCUUGGUAUUGCAGUUAAUACCUGAGAUAAGCCGCGGUCACAAUCCAACUUAGUUUAG
Messenger RNA from Xylaria bambusicola, 1810 nucleotides. RefSeq names its product checkpoint protein hus1. The coding region runs from base 194 to 1252 and encodes 352 amino acids. The transcript is spliced from 4 exons. The record is from RefSeq and is a predicted model, not a curated record. Gene Ontology annotation, cellular component: site of double-strand break; nucleolus; checkpoint clamp complex. Gene Ontology annotation, biological process: meiotic DNA integrity checkpoint signaling; mitotic intra-S DNA damage checkpoint signaling; mitotic DNA replication checkpoint signaling. NCBI's taxonomy places the organism in Eukaryota, Fungi, Ascomycota, Sordariomycetes, Xylariales, Xylariaceae.